GAUUGGCGUGCAAGGAGGAUCGUUACUUUGUGUGUUGUGUGUUUGUUUUGGUAGUUGAAAGUUGCCUUAAGUCUUAUUUAUUAAAUGAUUGUUAAUGUUUAAAGGUAAUUGAAAUACGGUUACACUUGUCGAUUAUUUCUCCACAUGGAAUCAAGGUUUGGAAUCACCAAAAGCACAUAUUUAAGGAAUUUGGUUUCAGACUCGUAGUGGCGAUGUUGCUGCUUCUGAUGAGAUUUUCCGGUGGUGUACCUGCGAGUCCUUCCGACAAGCUGUGGGAGGAGAUUGGUAAUGUCAAGACCAUGAUGGCCGCUGUGUCACGCGAACUGGAGAAGUUCAACACUCUCUACCUCGGUAAGCUGGAAUAUCGGAUGUUGUCCAUGGCCUCCACACUCAGCAGCCUGGACAGCAAUGUGAAGAACUUGCAGGAGCGAGCCCACGUGUGGGAUACGUUCCAGCUGCACGUGGCCGCUUGGAAUGACCAAAUGAGCACGUUGGACAAGAAGGUGGACAUCCUGAGUAGGGGUCAGGAGAAAAUGGUCCUUCUGGACGGGAAGGUGAGUUCUCUUAUGGAGGUUGAUCACAAGGUGGAACGAGUCGUGGAAAAGCUGGGCGAGACAGACCACAAGUUGGCGGCUAUCGGCAAGGCGCUGGACCAACAGAAGGACGGGCCUCUUUUUGGGGAGUUCACUACAAGAGGUGUCCUCAGCACCCUGAAGCUUAUCGAGAGAAAGGUGGAUCGACUUCAAGGUGGCCUUGCGCAACACGUGACGUCUCAUCGUCAACAUAACAAUGGAAAGUCUGGGUUCAAAUUUGUAAGACACGCUACUGGUAAGUCUUCAGCGCGCAAGAACGAGAGCGCUGCAGGCUGCCUAACCUGUGGCGAGGAGGCGGCGAUAAUGGGCCAUGGCAAACUGGUGAUUCGAUGCAACACGCCUGUCAUCGUGGAGGACCUCCUACGCGACGUCGCAUCGAAAGUAGACGUCAUCUUUGACAAAGUUUCACGAGGAGAGGAAGAAGAAGAAGAAGGAGAAGAAAUCAUAAAAUUAAGAGCAGUCAGUGAAGAACCUGUUGAAGAAAUCAGAGAACCUCAGGAGAUAAAAUUGCUGGACAAGUUAUGGAAGCGUCUCACGUCCCCACAAAAGAAGACAGCGCGAGCUCUGCAGGCCUUGGAGGAGGCAGUAAGGACAGCCAGCAACACGACGGUGGCUGUCUGGGAGGAUCAGAUGGCAAUGUUCGAACAGCUUCUCUCUUGCUGCCAGGACACUCGACGUGGACUCCGCGUCUCCACAGGCGAUGCAGACUUGGUACUCAAGAAGAUAGAAGGAGCUCUUAUCAACAUUGCAUUCCAGGACGAACAGCGAGCUGAGACCCUAGAAAACCAUUUCAAGCAUCAGAGAGAGUUUCUCAAUCAGAGUCUGGCUUCGUCGUGUCCAAAGGUCAAACUUGUUGCACCCGAUAGUAGAAGUGACCCUGAGCUACCUGAUCGCACCCCGCAACUCCCAGACGUCGAGGGUAGCGGUGACGACGAGAUGGAAAUGGAAUUGCGAUGUGGUGGCGACCUGGAACAAGUGCAUGCCAUAGAACCGAUAGUGACGUCAUCAGUCUCCAGCUGUGAGGAGCUGGUGGGGUCUGGCAUGGACAGUGGGGUGUACCGUCUACAGGACUGCGAGCUAAAUUCGGCAGGUCGCGAUUAUUACACCCGGUACUGCGAUAUGAGGACAGAUGGCGGCGGGUGGACGAUCUUCCAACGCCGUGGCGAAUUCCCUGGGCCCCGGCUUAAUUUCACAUUGCCGUGGAGGGAUUACAAGAACGGUUUCGGGGUUUUGGAUCAAGAAUUUUGGUUCGGGAACGACUACAUUCACAGGUUGACUAGUCUUCAGGAGGUGACGCUGAGGGUGGAUCUAGAAUCUUUCGACGGCAAGACAGCUUGGGCCGAAUAUACACAUUUCAAAAUAGCGAAUGAAGAGAACGGAUACCGAUUAAGCAUCGGGGGUUACCGAGGAAACGCCACGGAUUCGCUUUCCGCUCAUGACGGUUUCUCGUUCAGCGCAAUUGAUCGUAACAAUGACAAAGCACCGGCCUGUUGCCCCUGUGUUCCUUCAUAUGGAGGUGGAUGGUGGUUUUACAGCUGUUUCGAAUCAAAUCUGAAUGGCGGGUACUACGGGGUGAGCGACUUAAGGGAAGAAUUUCGGGGCCUCAUCUGGGAACACUGGCUUGGAGACGUCUCUCUUAAGAGGACUGAAAUGAAGAUCAGGUCGCGUGGCGUUACAAGAAGCCAGGAUCCCGACUUCGUUGAUCGGAGCGCUGAAGUAGAAGCAGAGGACGUCAGGCCACUAGACAUUCCUGAAGACCCCUAACACCGACCACGCUCUCUAUCCAGGGGACGUAUGAAGACACUCGGGUAUAAACCGCAGGGGAAUUCUUGAACCCACAGAACUUGCCGAAUGACGUCACACCCACCACACUGUACAUGCAGUAGGGAUUGUCCAGCACCACCUGCAGAGGACCUCCGGAAUCACCCUGCACAUUAAGAACACUUCGCAUUCUAUCGGUUUUAAACCUGUUUGUAUUUGUAAAAUUAUAGAUCAUUUUGGGGAUGUUACAUCAACCCUUUAAAGCCAAAGCUCACGCCUAAAUAAUAUUUAAGAAUUCUGUCCGUACCGCAAAGAAAACAAAACAUUUCACCACUACAAAGAUAAACUGGUUAACGCUGUUUAAGAAAAUAAUCGCCAUUUAUACUGACAAUCACAUGAAACAUAAAUAAAAAGUACAGUCUUAUUAAUUGUUGAAGCAGGUGGGAUGUAUAAUUACCACUAGGAUUUUAAUUGCAUCAUUAUAAUUAA
Molecule: messenger RNA, 2843 nt
Organism: Zootermopsis nevadensis
Lineage: Eukaryota; Metazoa; Arthropoda; Insecta; Blattodea; Termopsidae
Source: RefSeq, a predicted model, not a curated record